AGGAGCCGAGAGGCCGCGACCGUGAGUGAGCCCGGCCAGGUUGCGCUGUGGGCGAGGGGAUCUGGAGUGGAGUCGGGUGGAGUGGUGACUCUGGAGGGCGCAGGAUCCCAAGGAGACAGAAAGGACAGAGCUGGAGGGGGAUCCGACCGGCCGCGGGGGCGCUGCGGAGGGUGGGAUGGAAAAGGGGGCAUACCUGGAGGCGAGACCGAGGGUCGUCAGAAUAUGAAGCUGGAGCUUGGAAGGGGGCCCGGGAGCAGAAGUGAGUGAGGCAGGAGAAAUGGUGGGGGUUGUGUGAGGUCUGGCGAGUUGGGAAGAUCCAGAGGUGCUAAGUUCCAAGGUAGAGGAGGUGGGUUGAGAAGGAAACCCAGGUGGGGAGAAGGAGCCUCGGCGGGAGGCCCAGGGAAAGUCCGCGGUGGGAGAGAGUUGAGCUGAGAUUCAGGCGAGGUGGGAAGCAGGCCCAGGCCGGGUAGGAGGCUCACUAGGCAGUGGGCAGGCGGGCGAGGUGUGAGGCUGGUUUAAAGAGGCAGAGGCCAGUCGGAGGUGAGGAGGAGUCUGGUUGAGGCAGCACCUGAGAAGUGAGGCCAGCACAGACUGAGGGUGGUCCCGCAGUGUAAGGGCUCCCCGCGGAGGAAACCCCACCGUGAGGCCCAAGGCUUGGUCAGGGGAGCGCCCCCCAUGGGGGAAGCCUCUCCUCGGUGGUUGCUGGAGCCAUGCUGUCCCGAAAAGGCAUCAUCCCUGAGGAGUAUGUGCUGACGCGGCUAGCAGAGGACCCCGCGGAGCCCCGGUACCGAGCCCGACAGCGGAGGGCCCGCUUCGUAUCUAAGAACGGCAAUUGCAACGUAGCCCACAAGAACAUCCGAGAGCAGGGCCGAUUCCUGCAGGACGUAUUCACCACGCUGGUGGACCUCAAGUGGCCACACACGCUGCUUAUCUUUACCAUGUCCUUCCUGUGCAGCUGGCUGCUCUUUGCCAUGGUCUGGUGGCUCAUUGCCUUCGCUCACGGUGACCUGGCCCCUGACGAGGGCACCGUUGUGCCCUGUGUCACCAGCAUCCACUCUUUUUCCUCUGCCUUCCUUUUCUCCAUUGAGGUCCAGGUGACCAUUGGUUUUGGCGGGCGCAUGGUGACCGAGGAGUGCCCGCUGGCCAUCUUGAUCCUCAUUGUGCAGAACAUCGUGGGGCUCAUGAUCAAUGCCAUCAUGCUGGGCUGCAUCUUCAUGAAGACGGCCCAGGCCCAUCGGCGGGCCGAGACCCUCAUCUUCAGCAAGCACGCUGUCAUUGCGGUGCGCCACGGCCGCCUCUGCUUCAUGCUGCGUGUGGGUGACCUCCGCAAGAGCAUGAUCAUCAGUGCCACCAUCCACAUGCAGGUGGUGCGCAAGACCACAAGCCCCGAGGGCGAAGUGGUGCCCCUCCACCAGGUGGACAUCCCCAUGGAGAACGGUGUGGGUGGCAACAGCAUCUUCCUCGUGGCUCCUCUCAUCAUCUACCAUGUCAUUGACGCCAACAGCCCACUCUACGACCUGGCGCCCACUGACCUGCACCAUCACCAAGACCUUGAGAUCAUUGUUAUUUUGGAAGGUGUGGUGGAGACCACAGGCAUCACCACCCAGGCCCGCACCUCCUACUUGGCUGACGAGAUCCUCUGGGGCCAGCGCUUUGUACCCAUCGUGGCCGAGGAGGAUGGCCGCUACUCCGUGGACUAUUCCAAAUUUGGCAACACCAUCAAAGUGCCCACGCCGCUCUGCACGGCCCGCCAGCUUGAUGAGGACCGCAGUCUGCUGGAUGCCCUGACCCUCGCCUCCUCCCGUGGCCCCCUGCGCAAGCGCAGCGUGGCUGUGGCCAAGACCAAACCCAAGUUCAGCAUCUCUCCGGAUUCCCUGUCCUGAGCCCUGGUCGCUAAGGCCCCCACACUGCUUGUGUGCACAGAGGCCGUGUGUAUGGUAUGUAGGGUGGGCGUGGUGUGGACCCCUUGCCAGGCCAGGUCCUGGUGUGAGGCUGGGCCCUCUUCAGCUCAGCCUCCCCCCUGCCAUUAGCCCAUGGUGUUACAAGGCACUUGUCACUACUCUAUUUCUGGCCUCAGAGGAAGCCUGUGCUGGGUUAUUUUUGUCUCUGCUCCUCCCCAGCUCAGGACUGG
This is a messenger RNA of Neogale vison (American mink), 2131 nucleotides long. It is a transcript of the gene KCNJ11, whose product is annotated as potassium inwardly rectifying channel subfamily J member 11. The record is from RefSeq and is a predicted model, not a curated record. The coding region runs from base 711 to 1883 and encodes 390 amino acids. Gene Ontology annotation, biological process: potassium ion import across plasma membrane; regulation of monoatomic ion transmembrane transport. The transcript has a single exon. Lineage: Eukaryota; Metazoa; Chordata; Mammalia; Carnivora; Mustelidae. Gene Ontology annotation, cellular component: plasma membrane. Gene Ontology annotation, molecular function: ATP-activated inward rectifier potassium channel activity.